Messenger RNA from Zootermopsis nevadensis, 3902 nucleotides. RefSeq names its product sorting nexin snazarus (gene snz). Gene Ontology annotation, cellular component: intracellular membrane-bounded organelle. Gene Ontology annotation, molecular function: phosphatidylinositol binding. The record is from RefSeq and is a predicted model, not a curated record. NCBI's taxonomy places the organism in Eukaryota, Metazoa, Arthropoda, Insecta, Blattodea, Termopsidae.
UUGAUGGAUGGGUGGACGAAGGAGAAAAUGGAUGCGUGAGAAAUUUUGCACUUUAUUAGCUUUAGUGUGUCGUACUUCAUUUGGACUGCGUGGGGACAAUGGUUAACUGUGCACACUGCAAGGGAUACACCUUCACUUUUUUUUUCCAGCUGGGGUGUUGCCGGAUACUGAUGUUAUGAGAAUAGACGAUUCACAAGCUGUGGAAAUAAUCUGAAAUUUGUAGUCUUGGAAAGGAAAUUUCAGAUGAAUUUAAAACAAGACGUCUUGUAUUGUCAUCUGACACAUCUUUGUGAUUUCGUUUCAAGCCCCCAGCACUACGAAUGCGACGCCGAUGUUUGAAGUAAUAAAAACACAUUUCAUCAACCACUAAUUUUUCAUGAACAGCUGUUUUGCGAAUGACAGAAGAUAAAACGUUGUUACUACUGAUGGAAAAAAAGAUAAUCAGUAAUUACAUUCAACGCGAUUGCAGUUUCGUAACUGAUUUAUAUAUCUGGUGUACGUGACCAUCCUUAGGUCAAUGAAUCUUAAACAUUGUAAUUAAUCAAGAAUUAAUCUUGAACUAAAAAAAUGUAUGUGGUAUUGUACACAUUCAUUCGACGAAGUGAUUCGACUUCUGUUAAAAUGCACUUGUCAUUUGAGAAACUCUUCACGCUCAUAAAAUGCACUUUUAAAUUACAGUGAUAUAAUUUCAACGCUGUAAGUAUACUUGAUAAAUGGUUACAUGUGUAUUUCUGUUCGAAGGGGCGAAACCGAUGUGCACCUUACAUGUGACCAAAUAUAUAACCGAUACAGUUAUUUUAAUUCAAACAUGCAAUUCAUAUAGACUUUGCUUGUACGGAGAUGUGAGAAAGUUUACGGAAGAAAUGAAACUAGAGGAUGAAACCACUCUUCAUUGUCUCCACACUGGGGGCAUUAUUUUUGGCUGUGAUUUACCUGUCAGAAUGGUUAUCAACAUUUCUUAUUAUUGGUGGAAUAUUUGUAAUUGCUGUAGGGUUGGCAAUCCUGGUUACUGCACAUUUGUCCCUUGUAACAAGAUCAACUUCUUCAAUUAUAUAUACAAAGCCAACACCUGAACUUGAAGCUAUGCAUAAGUAUCUGACAGAACUGGAACCCAAACUUGAUGGGUCUGUCAGAUUACCAGUUAUAUUUGGAAGGAUGAUUGAUGGCAUACUGCAACAGUUGCUGGACCUGAUUCUUCGGGAUUAUGUUGGGGCUUGGUGCAAUGAGGCAGGCUUCAAAUCUGAUGAACUGAUUCAAGACCUAAAGGUUGACUUGUGGCAUGUAACAAAGAAUCUGCAGGAAAGACUAUCAAAGAUAGAUCAGGCAAGACUGGUUGCAGUUGACAUGGUGAACGUAGUUACAAAGCAUUUUGAACGAAUAAGAUUAGCUCAGCCAUCAGCAACAGAUGGGAAGCUGGUAGAAUUUAACCUCUCUACACAUCUGACAUCAUCAGCUAGAGAACGAGAUUACUUGCGCAGGGUGUCAGAGCGAUGCAUUGCUCUUCUUUUUCCACCAAACUAUAUACAGAACAGUCCAGUCAAACAUUUACUGCGUGAAAUUCUAGCAUGUAAAGUGUUUUAUCCAGUCAUUAACAUCAUGACUGACCCAGAUUCUAUUAAUCAGAAAAUUCUAACAUACAUUCAACAGCAACCAGAGUCGGAGACUCUUCGCAAGAAAACAUACGCAUAUGCUGCAAGUUUUGAAGAUUUUAUAAAAAUGAUCAAAGAUUCUAAUGAUACCGAGGUACUUAAACAUAUCCGAUACAACAUUGUUACUGAAAUAAUGCAAGCAACAACUAUCCACAAUUUGAAAAAGUCUAAAGGGUUGAACCCCGACAAAGAAGUGUUCUCCUUCGGUACAGGAAAGGGUGAUAUGCUUCAGGCCCGACAAGUGAAGAGGUAUAUUAAUCAAUUGACAUAUGCGAAAUGCCAAUGUGAGAAUCGGUUACGUCUACUGGGUUGGAUGGGUUAUCCUGUAGAGGAAGCAGUUGAAGCUAGUACAAUGAUCACUAGGAAGAUAUUAACACUGCCAGAAGUGUUGGAGAGCGUGGUUGGUCGCAGAUAUCUGACACAGUUCCUGGAACAGAUUGGCAGUGCAUCUUUGAUGGGCUAUUGGAGUGCAGUGGAGGAACUUCGCCAGUCUGACCGCUUUCAUUGGCAUCAACUUGGAGCGGAGAUAUUCUAUACAUACAUAAAUACACCAUCUCCAGACAUCAGAGUAGAUAAGCCAGUUUUGAAGAAAAUGGAAGGCUUUCUUCUGGGAGACAAAGGUCCUGAAGUUUUCUAUGAAGUUCAGGAAGAAGUAAUAAAAACCCUUGAAGAGAAAUUUUAUCCUUCAUUCAUUGUUUCUGAUCUUUAUCAGAAGAUGCAGACAGCCAUGGAAGAGGCCAGCAACUCAGAGAAAGAUGAUCCAGCUGAAUCACAGCCGAUGUUUGACAGCUCAGGAUUAGGAAGGGAGAACUCAACACUUCACGUUGUUGACCAGUCUAAUUAUGCCAGGCGGAAACUUGAUCAAUUACAAGAGAAACUGAACAAUAAAAUGCAGGCUCUACAAGCCUUAAGGACAUCAUUGAAGCCAGAAUCCAGAGUACUUGUAGUCCUGGAGAAGGAAGUGGAGCAACUACAAGGGGAAAAGUGUCAGUUAGAAGCACACCUCACCCGGACAGAGGCCUGGGGUGAGCAUUUGGGGCAGUGGAGAGCUGUUGUACAGUCAGCAGAGUUGUCAGAAGACAAGGAAUUACUGCAGUUUGUAUUGGUGGUACAUAUUCUGGAAGAUGUGUUAGAUAAUGAAGGAAUUUCAACUGGUUGGGUUGUUUUAAGAACACUCUCUGACUUUCAGGAACUCCAUCGUAAAUUGUGCCAUAUGAACUCAAGAGUGAAAAGUUUGGAACUUCCUUCCCAGCCACUGAAGUUUCGGUUUGGAAAAGGAACGAGUUUCCUUGAAAAGGCAAAAAUGCAGAUUCAUAAGUAUUUAAAGUUUGUCCUGGAAGAUGACAGACUGAAUCAAAGCGAAGCCUUGUACACCUUCUUAAGUCCAAGCUCUGCACAUCUAAAGCAAGCUUCACCUUCUCCAAAGAAGUCCAAGUUCUCACUUUCAACACUCUUUAAGAGCAGUGCAGAGCAGAUUCGUGAAGCAUCCACUUCUGGUUCUGCUGCUAGAGACAGUGAUGAGGAAGAUGUUACGCUUCUGUUGGAUGAUAACGAAGUAAAGAGCCUUGUGUCCGGAGAGUCAGGCAUGGAUGGGAUUGCAGAACCUCUGUACAACCUACUGGGAGAGGUGUUUGACCUCCAUGGUGUCUUCAAGUGGCUCAGAAAAACUCUCAUCACAUUUGUACAGAUCACAUAUGGCAGAACAAUAAACAGGCAAGUGUGUGAAACAGUGAGUUGGUUGUUUUCUGAACCAAUGAUGUACUAUUACAUUAAGUUGUUAAUAAAAUCUUGGUGGCCAAAUGGAAAGCUGAUGACAGCUUCAUCACCAAGGACAGAAGAAGAGAAGAUGAGCACAAGGUGUGAUGCUCGUGAGCAGUUUCUCAACAACAUUCCUGAGGUGCUGAGUAACUUGGUAGGUCAGCAGAGUGCACGAAGAGGGGCCAUGAAGGUUUUUGAGACACUUCAGGAUCCAAGGCUGAACAAGCAGCUCUUCUAUGAUCUGUUUGAAAUGUUGCUGUUCGAGUUAUGCCCAGAGCUUAAAGACCAGUGAUGAAGCACAUUCCAAAAUCAGACACAGUAUGUAUGUGUGUGUGUGUAUGUGAGGGAGAUUGUAAACUAAAUCCAUGAGAAAGAUAAAUUAUUACUGGGUAUAUAGAAAAAAGAUUCUGAGAAAAUGUUUACAAAAUAAGUGAUGUAUUUCUAAUGCCCAGGAUUUCCAUAUUUUGCCAAAGAAUAUAAAUAUUGCAUAUUCUU